CCUGAUCUAAACCAUGUCCUGUUUCCAUCCAACCAUCACCAACAAUAGUAAUAAUGGUUGAUGCGAACCGCAGCAAGACCCCCGCGGGCUCGGACGCUGGUGUACGCAAGUAUACGCUGUCCUGCUCUCGCUGCAGGGCCUCAAAGCUAAAAUGCGACCGCAAAGAACCCUGCGUCGAGUGCGUCAAGCGCAACAUCGGCCAUCUUUGCACCAAAGACGAGCGUCAACCGAGAGCCAAACGAUCCAAGACGGAGCACAAGGACAAGACAGCCUCCAAGCAUGACCCGACCCCGAAUGGAGAUGGUGAAGCCGAAGCAGAGGAGACUGCCCAACUUCUGGAGCAUUUUGUCGAAGGAGUUCCCCGUCCGAAUGCCUUUCCGCCGGUCGGACCAGCCUCCUCGUCAGUUGCGCCCGACUUUUCGAAUCGUUAUUGGUCGAAUACGGACCCCAAGCGACACGGCGAGAAACUGGCCUUGAUCCGAGAGAUCGUCGAUGCGCUGCCGGGGCUAGAGAUGGUUCAUCAUCUUUUCGAGGUUUUCGUCACCCGUUGCCAGGGUCCCGUGGGAAAUGUGGUUCAUACCCCGACAUUUACCAAGCAAGCCGAGCAGUUUGGGAAUUGCUUGAGUCUUGCAUCACCGGACUCGCGGGUGUUGGCGAUAUCGAGCACAUUUACUAUGGAGACACUUGGCUGCUUCCUCUUAGCGCUCGUACUUGGCCUCGCAUUUCAUCCCACACCGUCUCUACUUGGAUGGGCUCCCACCUCCUUGACCCUAGGCGUGGAAGAGCUACGAACGUCCGAUAUGCGCUCCAAGACAUGGCGGUCUCUAGGCUUGCGUUGUCUCCAAGACGGAGUGUCUAUCUUCUGUGGCUCGAUCGCUGGGUUGCAGGCUGCAGUUAUGCUUUUGCUUGACGGCCAGGAGGGCUCGUUGGCGCUGGACGCUAUUCUGGUCACUGCGAUCUCGGGGGCCCGCAAACUCGGUCUGCACCGGCUGGGAGACAUCAAAUUAGACGCCUCUGCAUCGCACCUGGGACCGCUGGGAAAUGGUACCACACCCCCAGCGGAACCUUUACACAUUCGGACGGAAAUAGGCAUUCGCAUCUGGUGGGCACUUGUACAGAGAGACUGGUCGCGUGGACAAGCGCUCGGCUACUACACCAUUCAUCCAUCACAAUUCAACACUCGCAUGCCGUUACAUGUCAAUGAUGAUGAUCUGUGUCUGUCUACGUGGAGGGUGAGUGUGCAUGGAGAAAUCGCGGAGCGGCCUCGUUCCGAGUUCACCAUGAUGUCGUACACUGUCCACGCCCUCGAAAUUGGCGGUAUUGUCCGUGAAUCCAUCGAUCUUUCCGCCUCCCCGGAUCAGCCCGACGCGACUGCAGAGUCUGCCAAGCUGCGCAAACAUCUCAACAACAAGUACGAAAAGUACGUGGCGGGGCUGCCGACGUAUUUCCGGUUGGGAAGCACGGUCGGACUCACCGCGACGGGACCCAUGGCCGCAAUCCCCGUGCAACGCUGGAUGCUGCACCAGCAACUUUGGAGCUUGCUGCUUCGACUGCACCGACCGAAUCUCUCAUCCCCAGUGGGCCGUGCAUUCUGUCAGCUUCUGGCUCAGAAUAUCAUCGGGAACCAGGCGCAGAUUCAGGCCCGAUGUGCCGUCUGCGGUACGCUGUCGACCAGCGAAACUCAACUUUUCAACGCGGCCGUGGUGCUGAUUCUGGACCUGCUCUUUGCGUCCAAGCAAGGGGAGACGGAUAGCGCCAGUGCGCAUCUCAGCAGACUAAUGACUCGCGACAAGAUCCGGGAAGCGAUCGAAUUGCUACGGACGAAAAGCAUCACGGAAGGAUCCUCGCUUCAUGAUCUACACUUGGAGCAAGUCAAGGGACCUGCACAGCGCAGCGUCGUGGCACUUGAAGCCUUGAUGAAACUGGAAGAAGAAAUCGACCCGGAUCAGAAUGGGGCCGCGGGGAACCGUGCCGGAGAAGCCUUGGGCGCUAAAGGCGCGCUAAGAACCAGGGUGACCGAUAUCCUCCGGGCCCUAAGCGGGCGGGCUGACCCAGCCCAGCCAGCCGGUGCACCCGUGCCGGAGCCCCAGUUCCAAUUUGACCCCUUUUCGCCGUUUGAUGUGUCGAUCCCGUUUGCCAAUGUCGCUGACGGGCUGCCUGAUCUGGACGUUCUGCCGAUUCUGUCCAGUAAUCUCAGUCCCAGCAACUUUUGGCAAUUUCUGGACUUCCCCCCGCCGCCCUUUGACUCGCAGCCCAAGGAUCUUGCCUUCGGAACACUGGGGGAGAUGCCUGGGUCUCUCGGUCUGGCCACUUCGCAGUUUGCCGACUCGUAUAGUAGCACGCCGGGUACCCGCAUGACCCAGACCUCUCCAUCGUCCCUGCAGAGUGAGCCUGUCGGACUGGGCGGAGGGAGCGAUUCCGCCACGACGCCGUCUAGCGCGGAUGCCUAUGUCGCCGCCAAGUUCUAUUAUGCGAUGGGUGAUGGCACCAUGGCCCCUCUGUAGCGGUACUUCGGGGUUUGUUGAGUUGUGGAAAUACCAUGUCCCAGUUAAAGCACUCUCUAGCCUAUGAUCCCUUCUGAGCCCCCGUUGUUUUGUUAUCCACCCGUCUCCUACCUUUCUACGAUUAUGAGGGCAAUUAGUACUGCUUGAAACAAAACUAGACUACACCUUACUUAUAAUUCACUAGCAUACUAGCAAUAUCAACCGAUCAAUC
Messenger RNA from Aspergillus saccharolyticus JOP 1030-1, 2715 nucleotides. Its product is annotated as putative C6 transcription factor. The transcript has 5 exons. The coding region runs from base 54 to 2504 and encodes 816 amino acids. Lineage: Eukaryota; Fungi; Ascomycota; Eurotiomycetes; Eurotiales; Aspergillaceae. Gene Ontology annotation, molecular function: DNA-binding transcription factor activity, RNA polymerase II-specific; zinc ion binding. Gene Ontology annotation, biological process: regulation of DNA-templated transcription. The record is from RefSeq and is a predicted model, not a curated record.